AUAAACUUAAAGCUUCUUUAUGCAAAGGCAUGCACUUCCUAUCUCUGUCUGAUCGAUAUCAGUACACCACUGCACAAACAAACCUUUUUCAUCACCAGAACUUAUUACUACUGCAUCCAAUGAUCCCCUCAAUCACUCCAUUUAUAAACUACUUCUCUUCCUCACCUUGUCCCCUGCAACAACCAACAAAGUUCAAGUUUUUCUUCAUCUGAUCACUCACUCUAUAUAUCUAUAUCUUGCCAUGUCUCUCCUAUAUGUUUUCUUUGUUGUGUUGUUGCUCUCUCUUUCGAACUAUCCUUAUGUUGCCGCGAUUAACCAGACUCAGUUCUUCACUCUUGCGAAAAAGUCCCUCUCAGGGGACUCCUUGGCCUAUUGGGAUGUCACAGGAGCCAAAAAUGUUUGCAGCUACACCGGAAUUGGCUGCAACAAAAAAGGGUAUGUUGUGAAGAUUGAUGUCUCCGGAUGGUCACUGUCUGGCCGCUUUCCUGAAGAUGUAUGCUCUUACCUGCCUGAAUUGCGCGUUUUGAGACUCGGCCACAACAACUUCCAGGGCGGUUUUCCUGACAGCAUCACCAACUGCUCUCUGUUGGAAGAGCUUGACAUGAGUUUUUGCUAUCUGACAGGGUCACUGCCGGACUUUUCGCAAAUGACCUCUCUCAGGACACUUGAUAUGUCAUACAAUCUCUUCACAGGCGAGUUCCCUAUGUCGGUGACUAAUUUAACCAAUCUCGAGGUGCUGAAUUUCAAUGAAAAUGGUGAAUUCAACUUAUGGCAACUUCCUGAGAACAUUUCCGCAUUGACAAAGAUCAAAAUCAUGAUUUUGACAACUUGUAUGAUGCGCGGUCCAAUUCCAGCAUCGAUAGGAAACAUGACAUCUCUUGUUGAUCUUGAAUUGACCGGCAAUUUCCUAGUGGGGCAUAUUCCGGCAGAGCUUGGAUUGCUGAAGAACCUGCAAAAGCUUGAGCUUUACUACAAUCAGCUGGAUGGUGACAUACCUGAGGAGCUCGGGAAUCUGACAGAACUAACAGAGUUGGACAUGUCAGUUAACAAAUUGAGAGGAAAUGUGCCGGAGUCUAUAUGCCGCCUUCCCAAGCUUGAAGUUCUGCAGCUCUACAACAACAGCCUCAGUGGAGAGAUCCCAAGUGUGCUCGGAAACUCAACCACCUUGACCAUGCUAUCGCUCUACGACAAUCACUUGACAGGACAAGUCCCGCGAAAUCUAGGGGGAUCAUCACCUAUGAUAUUGUUCGACUUGUCAGAGAAUCAACUCUCUGGAGAGCUGCCUAGAGAGAUUUGCAAUGGAGGUAAAUUGAUCUACUUUCUUGUCUUGGAAAAUAUGUUUUCUGGAGAAUUGCCUGAGAGUUAUGGAAAGUGUGAGUCUCUUCUUAGGUUUCGAGUUAGUGAUAACAAUUUGGAGGGCUCAAUACCUGAAGGAAUUUUAGGCCUUCCCCAUGUUUCAAUCAUUGAUUUGGCUUACAAUCGAUUGAAUGGUCCGAUUGCCAAAGCAAUUGGAAAUGCUAAAAAUUUGUCAGAGCUUUUCAUACAGAACAACCAAAUUUCUGGUGUUUUGCCACCUGAAAUUUCUCAAGCUUUCAAUUUAGUGAAAAUUGAUCUUAGUAACAAUCUUCUCUCCGGUCCAAUACCAUCCGAAAUUGGCAACCUAAGGAACCUCAAUCUGUUGGGGCUGCAAGCUAACAAGUUUAAUUCUUCCAUCCCAACGUCACUUUCUUCACUGAAGUCUCUAAAUGUUCUUGAUCUUUCCAACAAUCUCUUGAUGGGAAGUAUCCCAGAAAGCCUCUGUGAAUUGUUACCAAACUCUAUGAACUUUUCGAACAAUCUGCUUUCUGGUCCUAUUCCUGCUUCAUUCAUAAAGGGAGGUUUGGUAGAAAGUUUUUCGGGAAAUCCAGGUCUCUGUGCUCCAGUCUAUCUUAAUUCAUCAGACUCAAAAUUCCCCAUGUGUUCACAAACUUAUAACAGAAAGAAAAUAAACUGCAUCUGGGUGAUUGGGGUUUCGGUGGGGAUUGUCAUUGUCGGAAUUGUGUUGCUUAUAAAGCGUUGGUUCAGUAAAGAAAGAGCCAUGAUGGACCAUGAGGAGACCUUGUCUUCUUCAUUUUGCUCAUAUGAUGUCAAAAGCUACCAUCGACUAAGUUUUGAUCAACGAGAGAUCGUCGAAGCCUUGGUUGAUAAGAACAUAGUGGGGCAUGGAGGGUCCGGGACAGUGUAUAAAAUCGAGUUGAGCAAUGGGGAAGUUGUUGCUGUGAAGAAGCUGUGGAGUCCAAAAACAAAAGAUUGUGCUUCAGAGGAUCAAUUGGUGUUAAACAAGGAGCUGAAAACCGAGGUUGAGACUCUGGGAAACAUUAGGCACAAGAACAUAGUGAAGUUGUAUUGCUACUUCUCGAAUUUGGAUUCCAGCUUGUUGGUCUAUGAGUACAUGCCAAAUGGAAACCUUUGGGAUGCACUUCACAGAGGAAAGGUCCUUCUGGAUUGGCCUACUCGCCAUAAGAUCGCGCUGGGGGUGGCACAGGGUUUGGCCUACCUCCACCAUGAUCUGUUGUCACCAAUCAUUCACCGAGAUAUCAAGUCGACCAACAUUCUACUGGACAUCAAUUACCAGCCAAAAGUUGCAGACUUCGGCAUAGCCAAAGUUCUGCAAGCAAGAGGAGGGAAAGAUUCCACUACCACUGUCAUUGCAGGGACUUAUGGUUACUUGGCCCCAGAAUAUGCAUACUCUUCAAAGGCAACAACCAAAUGUGACGUCUACAGUUUCGGGGUAGUCUUAAUGGAGCUAAUAACAGGGAAGAAGCCUGUGGAGGAAGAGUUUGGAGAGAACAAGAAUAUCAUCUAUUGGGUAUCAACCAAAGUUGAAACCAAAGAAGGAGCUAUGGAGGUUUUGGAUAAACAGGCAUCAGGGUCAUUCAAGGAUGAGAUGAUUAGGGUUCUCCGGAUUGCCAUUGCAUGCACAUGUCGAACCCCUACCCUUCGCCCAACUAUGAAUGAGGUUGUACAGUUGCUGACUGAGGCCGACCCCUCCAGAUUCGAUUCUUGCAAGUUGUCGAAUAAGACCAAAGAAACAGAAAAUGUCACUAAAACAAAGAAUCCACAUGAUUCAUGAUAGAGUAGGGUUUUGGUGGGGUUUAAGGUGAAGUCAUAUAGCAUCUAUACAACAGUACUGCCUCUCAAAAUAUUGAGAGAUACUAUUCAUAAGGCGUAGCUUAGCCUCUUUUUUGUUUUUCCUAAGAAAAGCAGUACAUAGAUUCUGUGUUGUUUUUUUUUUUCUCUUCCUUGGCCUAUUGUAAGUAUUUGAGGCAUAUAAUUAAUACUACUGCUUUAUCGAAACGCACAGCAUCUAUGUUUGCGUAGCCCCACAGAGCAAAUUAUUCUGUAGCUUUUAAGAAAUCUGUUUCUUUGCUCUUUAUGUCACGAGAGUAAUCCAAAGGAAAAGAGGCUCAAAUGGUGAGAGUGGAAGGAUGUGAUUCACGGGGCGGACUUCUUUUUUGCAUCAAAGUGGGAUUCUGAUUCCGGAUUUUAAAAUUGUGUAUGAUUUGCUGGUGGAGGGACCUCUUCAGCUUACCUAUCCAUUGGAAAAAGAUGAAUGGGGAUGAUUGAUGGUGAGCAUCUUUGUCUCCAUUGAAGCCAGGGACACUCGAGAAAGCAUAAUAAUGGCCUCUUUUUAUCUUUCUUCUGUUCCCUCCUCUUUUUUUUGUGAGUUUGAUUGAUUUGUUUGGGAAUGGAAGUGCAAAUAAGGAGGAUGAAUAAGCACCAAGCUUGUUUCACCAUAGAUAGUGUGUGCCCAUGAACUCCACUUACUAGUUGAAUGCUCUCUUUUUCUGUUUUUUCUUUUUUUAUCAAGUGUAUUGAAGCAUAUAUCUUCUAAAAAUUAAUAUAAUAUUUUUGUGGUCUUAUAGUA
This is a messenger RNA of Cornus florida, 3907 nucleotides long. Its product is annotated as receptor protein-tyrosine kinase CEPR1. The record is from RefSeq and is a predicted model, not a curated record. The transcript is spliced from 2 exons. Gene Ontology annotation, biological process: protein phosphorylation. Lineage: Eukaryota; Viridiplantae; Streptophyta; Magnoliopsida; Cornales; Cornaceae. The coding region runs from base 242 to 3112 and encodes 956 amino acids. Gene Ontology annotation, molecular function: receptor serine/threonine kinase binding; ATP binding; protein kinase activity.